CCCUAGAAGAACCCCAACACCUCCCCCUCCUCCCGUCGCCCCCCAAAACCCUAGAAUUCCCGACGAUCAAACCCUAGAUCUCAAUCUCGCCCCGUAGUUUGAUGCGCCGAUCGAAUGCCCGGCCCCCGGCAAUCGAUCCCGACUCGGCCAGCAGCAUGGACGCGCCCAAGCCCCAGCUCCGCCCUCCCCCCGCCCGCCUCUCCUUCGCACCCCGGAUCUAUUCCCAGGGCCCCAAGAACCACCGCACCGGCAUCCGGUUCUUCCUCGCCGCGGCAGCCGCCGCGGCCGUGCUCCUCGGCCUCUUUCACGUAUCGAGGAUCUCCGGCUCUUCGAAAUUCGGGAUUAUUAUAGAUGGCGGGAGUACCGGGACUCGGAUCCAUGUCUUCAGGUAUUCCAACAGGCGGGGGGCGAUGCCAGUGCUCGAUUUUGGGGUGAUGGCGUCGAUGAAGGUGAGCCCGGGGCUCUCGGCUUACUCGGGGAAUCCGGAGGGCGCGAGGAGAUCGCUGGUGGAGCUGCUGGAAUUUGGGAAGGGGAGAGUGCCGAGGAAUCAGUGGGGCGAGACCGAAAUUAGGCUCAUGGCCACGGCAGGCUUGCGGUUGCUUGAUGUUGGGGUUGCGGAGAGGAUUUUGGACUCUUGCCGGAAAGUUCUGAGGUCGUCCGUACUUCAAUUCCAGGAUGAUUGGGCCACUGUGAUCUCAGGAUCUGAUGAAGGCAUCUAUGCAUGGGUUGCUGCAAACUAUGCCUUGGGUUCUUUAGGAGGCGAUCCAGAAAAAACUACUGGGAUAGUUGAGCUUGGUGGGGCUUCAGCUCAGGUAACAUUUGUUUCAAGUGAACCUCUGCCUCCAGAGUUCUCGCAUGUGCUUAAGUUUAGGGAAACCACAUACAAUCUGUAUAGCCACAGCUUUCUCCAUCUUGGUCAGAAUGUGGCAUACGAGGCACUUCAUGAAUUGCUUAGCUCAAGAGUCCUGAAAUCAUCUGCAGAAUCUGGCCAGGAGCCAAUAUAUAGAGAUCCUUGCACUCCUAGAGGACAUUCGCAUAGUGUGGAAUUACUGAAACUUUCUGCUGGUGAUCUCAAUUCAAAGACUGAAUAUCGGCCUGUGGCCCAUGCAACUGGUAACUUUUCUGAGUGUAGAUUGGCUUCAUUGGAGCUGCUACAGAAAGAAAAAGAUAAAUGCUUGCAUCAAAGCUGCGACUUGGGAUCAGCAUUCAUACCUAAAUUGCAUGGGAAAUUGUUGGCAACUGAGAAUUUCUUUUACACAGCAAAGUUCUUUGGUCUGGGUCCUACGUCAUUUCUUUCUGAUUUGAUGUUGGCUGGGGAACAAUUUUGCGGUGAAGAUUGGUUAAAGCUAAAGAGCAUUUAUCAUUCCGUGGAUGAGGAAGAUUUGUUGCGUUAUUGUUUCUCUUCAGCAUAUAUCAUGGCCCUACUGCACGACAGUCUUGGAAUUUCUCUGGACGAAAAAAGGAUUGGAUUUGCAAAUCAGGUGGGUAAUAUCCCGCUCGACUGGGCAUUGGGUGCCUUCAUAAUGCAGAAGAUGCCAAGACACAGUCCAGAACACUCAGGUUGGAUCACUGCCAUUGUCGGCAAUGACUCAUCAAUUCUCUCUCUAUUUGUUGUCCCUUCUGUGCUAAUUAUGGCAGCAUGGACCGUGUCGAAAUGGAGGAAACCACAGCUCAAGACCAUAUAUGACUUGGAGAAAGGACGCUACAUCAUAAGACAGGUCAACACCGAUGAUAUUUCUUGCAGCAGGGCUUCGAGUCACAAGAGGUAGAUGGCCUCCAUCUACAUUGCUUCUGAAUUUAUAUUUUAAUUUAUUUUAGUGCUCAUUAUGGUUCAUCCUCGUCGUCAUGCUAUUAUUUUUGUGCUGUAUCUCACAGAUUGCAAAUUUUUUAAAAAAAAAGAAAAGAAGAAGAAAGAAAGGGGGAAAACUAUAGUUGGGGUUUACAUGCACCUCCUAUUGUACUAACAGCAAUAUUACGAUGGCCACGUCUUAACUUUAAUUAUGUUUUCCAUUUUUAAAGUAAAACAGAUUGGUUGGUUGAA
Messenger RNA from Phoenix dactylifera (date palm), 2041 nucleotides. The record is from RefSeq and is a predicted model, not a curated record. Lineage: Eukaryota; Viridiplantae; Streptophyta; Magnoliopsida; Arecales; Arecaceae.